Messenger RNA from Trichoderma breve, 2307 nucleotides. RefSeq names its product fungal zn(2)-Cys(6) binuclear cluster domain-containing protein. Gene Ontology annotation, biological process: regulation of DNA-templated transcription; DNA-templated transcription. Bases 1 to 2307 code for a protein of 768 amino acids. The record is from RefSeq and is a predicted model, not a curated record. Gene Ontology annotation, molecular function: zinc ion binding; DNA-binding transcription factor activity, RNA polymerase II-specific; DNA binding. Lineage: Eukaryota; Fungi; Ascomycota; Sordariomycetes; Hypocreales; Hypocreaceae. The transcript is spliced from 8 exons. Gene Ontology annotation, cellular component: nucleus.
AUGGAAGGACCUGUUAACGAAUACGGUGCAGACGCAUCAGUUAUGGAGAGCAGCAUGAGCAUUGGUACAGCCAUUGACACGGCGGCGAUUUUAUCGCACAAGGAUGGGUCACGGCAGCGGAUCCAAGAUUCGGUGGACACCAUCUACCGAGCGUCCGGAGUUGAGAAGCGCAAGGUUGGAUCUUGUGACGAGUGUCGCCGGACAAAGAGUCGCUGCUCUCGCACGCGGCCGACUUGCAAGCGAUGCGCGAGGAAGGGUUUUGCAUGCAAAUACAAUGCCAAAUACGAUGCCAAAUACGACGCUGCUGCCAGUCAAUCGCCUUCGUCAUCGAUGCCAGUGGACGACCAAAUGUUAGCCACGUCCAAUCGUAGCGGCAGCGUUUCUACUCCUGGGAGCCAAGCCAACUUGAUGGGCGUACCCCUAUCAGCGCACUUAUCACCUAGUGUUCAAUGGCUCUUUGCGGAUGCCCUACCACAAGACAGGUUUCAUUUACAGUCCUUAGCCGAUAAAUUCUUUGAUCGGAUAUCUACUCUACGCUGUUUGGGAUUCAUCCACAAACCAACAUUUUAUCAAGCGUUGGACAGAGGCACACUGAGUGAGGAUUUCGGAGAGGCCGUCAUCUACAUAGUUGCUGCGCUUGGAGCAAGAAUGUAUCUGUUGGAUACCCCUUCAGAGUUUAACAAUCCGUUUCACGGCAUUCCUGGAGCAGCUUGGGCUGAACGAGCUAGGGAUCUUGCUAUGAGGGAGAUAGCAAACCCUUCCCUUUCGACAAUGAUGGCAAUGGUUCUUAUAUGUGAACAUUCCAUCUCUAUGGACCAGCAUGCUCUGGCCUUUGUCGUCUUCGGAAGCUGUCUUCGCAUCAUGAGAUUACUCAGCCUUGACUCUCCCAAAAAGGUGCCUGCUUCACCUGGGCUUUCCCAGAUGACUCAAUUGGAGACUGAAAGACGGCUUUUAUGGUCUUGCUAUAUUCUUGAUAGCUUUCUGGGUGGUGGAGUGGACGGAAAUCUGUACUGGAAAGACGAUUAUCCAUGCGUACCGCUACCUUGCUCGGAUGCGAACUUUGUUGCCCAGGAGCAGCAGUAUCUCGACUUUAAUGCACCAAAGCUAAGCACGUUUGAGCUUUUCCCAGAUCGAAGUUACCUCAAUCUUCGCUCUCAUACGAUAUAUCUCGUGCAGCUCCGCACUCGGGUAUUAAGACUGAUCAGAAGCAACAGUCAGGAGGCCAACAUAUGGGAUCCUGGAUCUGCACUUCUCGACAUUAUUCAGCGGCUGGAAAUAUGGUACGCCGGCUUACCCGAGCAACUCGUCAUAUCCGAUCUCAACGCAUACGUUCACAAAGAACUCAGCAUCAUCAGCGCUGUUUUCAUGCUACAUUUCCUCUAUCACUCAAUUGUGUGCGACUUACUUCGAGUCUCACUCCCAGGAUACGUCUUUCCACUGUCAGCUGCUUUCCAUUCCGCCCCUCUCGAAUUUCGCAGGCAGUGCCAAGAACGGUGUCGAUUCCAUGCAGACGAAAUAUCACGACUUGUGCGCGUUGGCUUCAGUUAUGGCGUCCGUGUUUUUGAUGAUUUGCACAGCCUGAUGGCCACAUUCGAAUCAACCAAGAUUCAGAUCAUUCACACUGCUACGGCUACGUCCAAUGCCAUCGAUGUAAGGGAGCGGGCGAGCUACAACAUCCAGCUAAAUAUGAGAGCACUGGACAUUCUGCACCUUCAGAAAGACAAGCCGAAUCCCUACCACAAGGCCUUGUUACCACUGCUGGAAAAAUUCGACUUCAACAACGUAGUGGCCGAGUGGCAAGCUUACCCAAGCCCAGUAUCUAUGGAUUCAGAACAGGCCGAGGUUACAGGCCCAGAAGAUACAGGUUUCUUAAGCAGCCUGGCUCCGUUCCGCCUUGCCAAAGAGGAAAUUCGAGCUCAAAAGAAGCAACGACGGGGAUCACCACCAGCCGCAAACGAUCAUCCCGUCUCACCCUCGACAGUCCGCCCACCGCCCAUCAUCUCCAUGCCUCAAAAGGGGGCGCUUGGCGUCGGUGGCGGUAUUGGAAACGGCGGUGUCUUGGAAAACACGGACUUUUCUCUAGACCGCAUUCAGCUAGCAUCUACAACACAUCCUACGCCUACUGGAGUCAACGACCAGGAUGUCGCAGCUCAGAUCCAGGGAGAAGUGCCAAAAGAAAUGGUAGACUUAUCAGAUCUUGCAGAGGAUUACAUCCGGAUGGCGGGUGAGAUGGCCAACUACAUAUCGUGGGACAUAUCGGAGCCGCCAUCAUGGUUAGAUUUCGACAUUAGUUCGAGUAAUAUAUGA